Lolium perenne is the source of this 1030-nucleotide messenger RNA. RefSeq names its product probable cytokinin riboside 5'-monophosphate phosphoribohydrolase LOG6. The record is from RefSeq and is a predicted model, not a curated record. Gene Ontology annotation, molecular function: hydrolase activity, hydrolyzing N-glycosyl compounds. Gene Ontology annotation, cellular component: nucleus; cytosol. Gene Ontology annotation, biological process: cytokinin biosynthetic process. Lineage: Eukaryota; Viridiplantae; Streptophyta; Magnoliopsida; Poales; Poaceae.
CCUUGCUUCCCUUCCCUCCCCUCCCCUCCCCAUCCAUUCCGGCCUCAAUUUGUAGCUACCUCCCAAGAUUCUACCGGUACCAAGCACUGCUGAUCGAUCGAGAUACACAUGGAGCAGGAAGAGGCGUCCACGACGAAGACGAUCACGGGGAGCACUACGUCGUCGAAGCCGGCGAGCAACAGCAGCAGCAAGGUGUCGCCGCUGCCGUCGCGGUUCAGGCGCGUGUGCGUCUUCUGCGGGAGCAGCCCCGGGAAGAAGGCGUCGUACCAGGUCGCCGCCGUGCAGCUCGGGCAGCAGCUGGUGGAGCGCGGGGUCGGCCUGGUGUACGGCGGCGGCAGCGUGGGGCUCAUGGGCCUCGUGUCCCGCGCCGUCCACAAUGGCGGGGGACAAGUCAUCGGGGUCGUGCCCAAGGCGGUGCUCCCGAGCGAGCUGAUCGGCGAGACGCCCGGCGAGCUCAAGGCGGUGUCCGGGAUGCACCAGCGCAAGGCGGAGAUGGCCCGGCGCGCCGACGCCUUCGUGGCGCUCCCCGGCGGGUACGGCACGCUGGAGGAGCUCCUGGAGGUGAUCACCUGGGCGCAGCUCGGCAUCCACGACAAGCCGGUGGGGCUGCUGAACGUGGACGGCUACUACGACUCGCUGCUGGCCUUCAUCGACAAGGCCGUCGACGAGGGGUUCAUCGCCCCCGCCGCGCGGCACAUCAUCGUCGCCGCGCCCACCCCCGGCGAGCUCCUGGCCAGGCUGGAGGACUACGUGCCGGCGCACCACGACGCCUCCUCGGCCAAGCUCACCUGGGAGUCGUCCGUGGACACCAACACCAUGGUCUGCUCACCGGACAUCUCACGCUAGCUGGCUGGCCGGACUUAGUACCCGGCCUCAACCGCCCAAGAUUGACAUCCGAUACACCUGAUUAUAUAUUCAUCCAACCAAAACGUACACAUGUACAUACUGAUACCAGAUAUCUUUUGUAGUAGAACCUUUACAUAUCUUGGACUAGUUAAUUAAUCAAUUGACUGUCGUUUCUUAGCAACUA